CCUUCGUCCCCCUCCCCCUGCCCGUCCACCUCCCACCCCACUUUCCACCCGGGCCGCCAUUCUCUCGUGCCCGCGCCGGUCGGUUGGUGGCGCCUUUGUCCUACAACGGACGGCUACGAGUACGAAGGAGGAGGCCCCAGUGGCCUAGGAGUGUGUGACGGCAGCGGUGGUGGUGGCUGCCCCUUGAGGAAAAGAACGGCCGGGGGAGGCCCACGGCUCUGGUAGCGAUAUUAAUAAGGCAGCGGAAAGAAGAAAUAUGAAUACGGCUCCAGCAAGACCCAGCCCAGCACGAAGGGAUCCAUAUGGUUUUGGAGAUGGUCGGGAUGCAAGACGGGAUCGGUCCCCAGUUCGAGGCAGCCCAAGGAGAGAACCCAGGGAUGGCAGGAAUGGCCGAGAUGCCCAAGACUCCAGAGACAUACAGGACCCCAGGGAUGCCAGAGAUAUGCGGGACCCCAGGGAUUCUAGAGACAUACAGGAUCCCAGGGAUUCUAGAGACAUGAGGGAUCCCAGAGAUGCCAGAGACAUGCGGGAUCCUCGGGAUAUAAGAGAUCUCAGGGACCUUGGAGAUCCUCGAGAGCUGAGAGAUCCCAGGGAUAUGAGAGAUCUGCGUAAUAUUCGGGAUGCCCCACGAGACCCUAUGUAUGACAGAUACCAAGAUGUGAGGGAUUCACGAGAUCCUGUCUAUAAUAGGAGAGAAGAAUCAUAUGACCGUUAUAUACGCAUGGAAGAGUAUUACAGAAGGAAGGAUGACACUUAUUUUGAUCGUUACAGAGACCACUUUGAUGGACGAGCUCCGCCAGGCCCAGAAAGUCAGUCCCGGGCUAAAGAGCGUCUGAAGCGUGAAGAGCGGCGUAGAGAAGAGCUCUAUCGUCAGUAUUUUGAGGAAAUCCAAAGGCGUUUUGAUGCUGAAAGGCCUGUAGAUUGCUCUGUGAUCGUGGUCAACAAGCAGACAAAAGACUAUGCUGAGUCCGUGGGGAGGAAAGUUCGAGACCUAGGCAUGGUGGUAGACCUAAUUUUUCUCAACACAGAGAUGUCACUGACACAGGCCCUAGAGGAUGUUGGCAGGGGGGGAUCUCCUUUUGCCAUUGUCAUCACCCAACAGCACCAAGUUCAUCGCUCCUGUACGGUCAAUAUCAUGUUUGGUACUCCACAAGAGCAUCGUAACAUGCCCCAAGCAGAUGCCAUGGUGUUGGUAGCAAGGAACUAUGAACGCUACAAGACUGAAUCUCGGGAGAAGGAACGAGAGGAAAUUGCCAGGCAGGCAGCCAAGAUGGCAGGCAAAGCUGUUAUGCAGGAAAGGGAUCGAGCAGCAGCAGCCCCCAUGGAGGAGGGGGUGCGAGGAGGCCACCCACCUGCCAUCCAGAGCCUCCUCAAUUUACUGGCUGAUAACAGGUACCUCACUGCUGAAGAAACUGAUAAGAUCAUUAACUAUUUACGAGAGCGGAAGGAACGGCUUAUAAGGAGCAGCACAGACCUUCUGCCAGCUACUAUUUCCCGACAACCCCUUGGGGCGACUUCGGGCACUUCACUGAAAUCCCAGUCCAGCCUGCCUAGCCCCCAGCCUCUCCAGAGCAGUCAGGCACUCCCUCCGGCUACACCAGCUCCAGCAUCAGCCCCCACCCCACAGCAGGAGCUUCAGGCCAAAAUCCUCAGCCUCUUUAAUAGUGGUGCCGCCACUGCUGCAGCAGCUGUUGUGGCCAACAGCAGUCCUACCCCUGCCACAGCUCCCCCAACAGGCACACAGAACCAGAAUUUUGCCACCAUGUCUAACCAGUCUCAUCAGAGAUCACAGGCCUCAAGCAACCAGCCUCCAAGUAUCUUGGGACAGGGAGGCUCUGCCUGCAACGUAGGCCCCAGGCCCGGGGCUCCAUCUCAAGGGCUCUUCAGCCAGUCCUCCAGUCGACUGGCACCUGCAAGCAAUGUUGCUGGCCAAAGGCCAGCGUCCUCCACAUAUAUCAACUUUGAUAAUCCAAGUGUACAGAAAGCCCUGGACACCCUGAUCCAGAGUGGCCCUGCCCUCUCUCACCUGGUGAGUCAAACCACAGCACAGGUGGGACGAUCCCAAGGCCCUCUGGGAUCCUACCAGAGGCAUUACUGAUGCUAAGUUAUAGAUCGCACCCUCUCUUCAUCCCCACUCCUCCCUCCUCCACCUAUUUACCACAUUCUUAAGAGUUUUUUCCCAGGGUGUUCUGUCUACCUGACCACAUCCAUAUUGAAUGUCACGAGCCUACAUCACCACCUUUCCUUCCUACACCCAGCUUUGUUACUGCUCUCCCUUUAUAGGCAGAGUUUGAUAGGCUCCAAGAUUUAUGGAGCAGAGCAUAGGUGUCUGAGCUGAAUUGACAAUUGGGCAUUCCUUAGGUUUAGGGGAUUGAAUAAGCUGAGGCCUGGUUUGGCCUGCCCUUAGGGCAGCUGAAAUAAGUUUCUGCCCCACUUAUUUAUCGUGGUCCAGAGCCAUUGCUUCUGCUCAUUCAAACAGCCACCAGCCUCCUUGGGAGGCAGCAGCAUUGAAAGGAAAGCUUGCCAGUUUAACACAGCAUAAACCUAUAUUCUGCAAAACCUACUCAGGAGGGAAUCAAAUAGCAGUUGGCAAACUGGGUUUGAGUAGUCACAUUGUCACUGAAGUCGCCUUCUUCCAGAAAAAGAGGCAAAAGCUAAGAGGACAGGGGCCAAUUUGGGGUUUAAUAAAAUCCUCCCCCAGAAUUUGGAGAAGGAAUUGGCUACAGUAUAGCCAUGAAAACUAUUCAGGGUUUUUGCAUUUAACUUAACCAUCCCCACCAACCAAAUAGCUCCACUCACUAACAAUUUAGCCCAGAUCGUAUGUCCAUCCUCAGGUUCUCCUCCUGUGAUUGGCCCAGUAGCUCUCCCACAGGUGGUUUCAGGUGGAGGAUGGUAAGGAGCCUAUAACAUAAGCAAAUGUGACUGUAGAACCUGGCCCUAGGAUUCCGUUUUCUCAAGAGAUGUUUUGUUUUUUUGUUUUUUGAGCAAUUAGCUUGAACAACAGACUGUUCAUCUCAACCCACUUGUUUGGUUUUUUUUGAGGAGAGGAGUUGUGGGCAAGGGAUAAUUUGAGGGCAGAUGUUCUAGCAGCUGCAGUGCAUCUUAGGUAUGGACACCCAACCUUCAUUCCCAAGUUUUGAGCCUGAAUGAAAUUGUUGGUAGGAGAGCAUCUGGCUUCUGCUCUCUGUUGGCGCCAAAGGAAGCUGCUCUUUCCUUGGGGACAUGCUCAUUCCACCCCUUUGAGCCAAAGCCUCUGGGGCUUGGGACAGCCAAGAGGUUGGGCCUCUAGCUGUGCCAGGGCCUGCAGCUGUUUGAACAUGGUUUAGAAAACUCAAGGUCCCUUAGGUGGCAGCUUUUUUAUGUUCCAACCUGUUUGUGUUAUAUAGUGUGUUUUUUUCUCUUUGAAACUCUUGUGUUGUUAAUAAGAUAAGAAUAUUACUUUUUAAUUAAAGAAGAAAAAAUGUGAAAACCGUUGUCUGUCCUAUUGGAUGGUUUUCAGUCUGAAUAUCUGAAAUGGACCUCUCUGGGACAUCCCACCUUGGAGUCAAAUAAUGGUAUCACUUAUUAAAUGGCUUCAACUGUUGCAUUUCAUAUUAUCCUUACCCUAAAUGCUGCCUUUAAGCUACCCAGCCAACCAAUCUACCCAUCCAUACAGGGUCAGCUGCUAACUUUGGCAGGGGACUACCCCAGACAUUUUUGUAACCUUUUCUGGUGCAGUUCACCUAGUGAUAAACUCUUAAUAACUACUUGUAUCAAACCCCUGCUGGAUAAUUAUAUUUUAUGCUUAAAACACUUAUUUCAACUAGAGUUUCUUCUACAUGAUUCCAUACAGAUUCUACUCACAUCCUUUUGUGCUAGGAAAAGAAUUUUGGACUUUGUGAUUCCCUAUUCUUUAUAAUGAUUAAGGAAAGGCGUUUCCAGUGCCCAGAUUUCUUACCUGUCUAAACAACUUUACCAUUCCAUUCCUACCACUCAGAAAGCAGCUAAUAGAAUCUUUUUUUUUUUAAUUUUUGCAGGGCAAUGAGGGUUAAGUGACUUGCCCAGGGUCACACAGCUAGUUAAGUGUCAAAUGUCUGAGGCUGGAUUUGAACUCGGGUAUUCCUUAAUCCAAGGCCAGUGCUUUAUCCACUACGCCACCUAGCUGCCCCAGCUAAUAGAAUCUUGAGCUGAAAGGCACUUUAGAGACAAUGUGAUCCAGCCCCUUCAUCUUAUGAAGGAGGAAACUGAGGCUUAAAUGGGGGGAAGGGACUUGCCUAGGUCUGUAAACCUAAUUCAGUUUUUACUAGUUUAGAGUAAAAAUUCCAGUCCAGAUCUCCCAACUUCCAGUCAAAUGCUCUUUCCACUAUAUCACAUUCAUUUCUUUGCUGCUUUUAUUCUUUGUCCAACCGGAUCUAGACUGGCAAGAUAGUCAAGUAUCCAGAGAAGAAAGACAGCCCAACUUUGGGCAAGGGAACUAGGCCUGGGCCUUUCAGAUCCUGUGAAGCCCAUGUCAUUAUGAAAGUCUGCACCCUUAAAGAAAACAAUAUUGCCCUGAAUACCAUUGCCCCAUUCCUGUUUCUUUCCAAUAUCAACUUGAGACACUGCAGGCCAUGAAGGGUGUAAUAAAAUUCUUUUUAUUGCAUUUUGUGCAGACAAGAGUCUAAAAAAUUAAUACAGUAAAAGCUAUAAAGCAUUAAACAGGAGCAUUCAACAAUUGAAGAGAGAACCAACCCCUCCCUUUUAAUAUUGGCACAAAAAAAACACAAAGAUAAAUACUGAGAAGGAAUGCUGAAUACCCAAACACUUGCAC
Molecule: messenger RNA, 4789 nt
Organism: Dromiciops gliroides (monito del monte)
Lineage: Eukaryota; Metazoa; Chordata; Mammalia; Microbiotheria; Microbiotheriidae
Gene: NCOA5
Product: nuclear receptor coactivator 5
Exons: 8
Coding region: 257-2098 (613 amino acids)
Biological process (GO): regulation of signal transduction
Cellular component (GO): nucleoplasm
Source: RefSeq, a predicted model, not a curated record